Pogona vitticeps (central bearded dragon) is the source of this 2590-nucleotide messenger RNA. NCBI's taxonomy places the organism in Eukaryota, Metazoa, Chordata, Lepidosauria, Squamata, Agamidae. The record is from RefSeq and is a predicted model, not a curated record.
UACGAAAGCGCGCAAAGAAGCUCGGCUUCAGCCGUUGAGCACGUGCGCGCCUCAACGGUCAGAAAAUCCGCGGCUCUUCCUUUUCUGGUCCUGCGCAGGUCGACUUUUGUUUCUCUGCAGCAGCGUCACAUCCCAUUUGGAUGCGGAGGUGAGAGGAAAGCUGAGCGUUCAGGAAAGUUGUAAACUCGGGAGGAAACCCAGGACAGGCUAAGAAACAGCCUGCUCGGAAGAGGGGCGGAGAGAAGGAAAGGAGGGAGGUGAAGAACGACACCUGUUCAGAGACUUCCUCCAGGUCAGCUCAUCAUCAUUUCCUGCUGAUAUAUUUUUUAAAAUUCUGAGUCACUUAUUCAAAGUAGCUGAAAAGUCAAUGGAAGCAGAGAAAGGAAACCUCAGCCUUCCUGCUGAUGAAGUGUUCAUUGCCGCUGCUGCUGCAGCGACGGAUCCUGUCCAGGAUCUUUAUGAAGAAGCCACUUGUUCCAUCUGCCUGGAGUAUUUCAAGUCUCCAGUGAUCACAGAGUGUGGACACAACUUCUGCCAAGCCUGCCUGACCCAGUGCUGGGAAGAAGUUGACAAAGAGGCCUCCUGCCCUCAGUGCAGAGAAAAAAUUCAACAAGGAAACCUCAGGCCAAAUCGGAAGUUGGCAAACUUUGUGGAAAUAACUAAGAAACUUAGUCUGCAGAAGGCAAAAGUAGGAGAAAGGAGGAGAGUCUGUGAGAAGCACCAGGAGCCCCUGAAGCUCUUCUGCAAGGAGGACCAAGCCCUCAUUUGUGUGGUAUGUGACAGAUCCAAAGAGCACAGGAAUCAUGACGUGGUUCCUCUGGAGGAGGCUGCCCAGGACUACAAGGACCUGAUCGGCAGUCAACUGGAGCUUUUAAAGAAGAAGAAAGAAAGAAAGCUGGCAUGUAAAUCAAAAACAGAGGCAGAAUGCCAAAACAUACUUAAGUGUACAAAAGAAAAGACACAACAAGCAGUGGAAGAAUUCAGACAAAUGUGUCACUUUUUAGAAGAACAGGAAAAGAUUCGGCUGGCCCAGUUGGAACUAGUAGAGAAGGAGAUUGCAAGGAAAAGAGAUGAGCUGCUGGCCAGGUUCUCCGAGGAGCUCUCCUCUCUUGGAGGUCUCAUCCAGGAGAUGGAGGAGAAACAGCAGCAGCCCCCAGAGGAACUCCUACAGGAUGUGAAAAACAUCUUGGAGAAGAAUGAAGAGAGAAAGAAGUUUGAGGUUCCAGUGGGUUUCCCAGUAGAACUGAAGUGGAAGAUCUGGGACAUCUGUGAUAGCAUUUUGUGUCUAGUUGGCCCCAUGGAGCUAUUCAAAGAUGCUGUAUCUUUUAGGCAAGAACUUCAGAAAGCAAAUAUCUUUCUUGAUCUAAACACAGCCCAUCAGCAACUCAUCUUGACUGAGGAUUGUAAGAGCGUAAAAUAUGGAGGCAAAUGUCAAGACUUGCCUGUCAAUCCUGAGAGAUUCAGCAGAAGUCCUUCUGUGCUGGGCAGCAAGGGGUUCACGGGAGGCAGACAUUUCUGGGAAGUCGUUGUUGGAAGUGAGGAGCAAUGGAUCAUAGGAGUGGCCAAAAAAUCUAUGAAGAGAAAGGGUGAUCUUGUCUAUAGUCCUAGAGGAGGCCUCUGGGCUAUAGGGAAGUGGGGAGGUGGGUACAAUGCUACAAAUGAGUCCCAUUUUCCUAGAUUGUCUCCAGUUGGGGAGCUUAAGCUGAUCCGAGUAUAUCUGAACUAUGCUGGGGGGCAAGUAGCUUUUUAUGAUGCUCAUACCGCAGCCCAUCUCUACACAUUCUCCAGAGCCUUGUUUGCAGGAGAGACCCUGUUCCCAUUCUUUCACAUCUAUGGAAAAGGCCACCUUAGAAUCUCACCAUAAGGCUGGCAAGCAAGCUGACCCCUUCUCUUCCUGCCUUGCACGCUGGAGCAGAAUUCUUUUCAAAAUCUGAAACUUUCUUUUUUCUGUUAUUUUGAAACGACAUAUGCUCCAUUUUCAGAUUGAGUGUAGCCAAGCCUCCAUAGGGGUAUGUCAUUGAAGAAUAAUAUCAGGAAGUGGACAUGUGCUGUUCCUCUGGGUUUUUUUAAUAUCUUAAAAUCUAAAAUUUCCAUGUUAGCUUCUGUUUUCUGAGUCUUCAGACUUCAGGGCUUUCCCCACCUCCUUUCUCUUAGAUCUUUUCUCUCUGUGUGAGAAUCUGUCUUAUUUCCUUUCCCUAUAUGAUCGCUCGAAGGCAACCGUCAGAGAGAAAGGGCCAUAGCAGACGUUGCUAAAGAUGGAGAGAAGUCCUUGUAAGAUUUUUUUUUUGUCUCUGACAAAAAUAUCUACAUGAGUGUAUUUUUGUCUCCCAGGAUGCUCUGCUGCUCUGACUUGAAAGUUGUCACUUGUGAUUCAGGGAACUUUAAAGGGAAGUGAAUUCACCGAAUUAGAAUUUAUUAGGUAAUUUGACUCCGUCCAUUUGGGCCUAUAUAUACAUAGACUAUGGCUUUUGUACCACUACUGGUGUUCAGUAAGAUAUCUAGAAUUCCCGUGUCAUCAUACAUCAGUAGUGUUGCGAAUGGUCACUGUGCUUAGUUUUGUAUACCACAAUAAAUUUGUUUGUUCUUAGAG